Messenger RNA from Clupea harengus (Atlantic herring), 2910 nucleotides. RefSeq lists its product as uncharacterized. Gene Ontology annotation, biological process: G protein-coupled receptor signaling pathway. Gene Ontology annotation, molecular function: G protein-coupled receptor activity. Gene Ontology annotation, cellular component: plasma membrane. The record is from RefSeq and is a predicted model, not a curated record. NCBI's taxonomy places the organism in Eukaryota, Metazoa, Chordata, Actinopteri, Clupeiformes, Clupeidae.
UAUAAUUGCUAUUAUUUAUGCAAGUACGUACAAGGCCAAGCACAAACUGGUGAAAUUCACGAAGAGUUCCCAGGUGGUCUCCAGAGCGCAACGGGGUGUUAAUUGAAGAGUGUUCACUGUCACAUCCAGAUGUCAGAAAAGGCCUACUCUGUUCCUGUGCAACGUGCGGCUAACAUGUAGUCGGAUGACCUGGUUGUUCCUUUCAAAGUGAUAUCCAUGUGAUGGGUAUAAUUCGAGUGCUAUCUGUUAUUCUUUUGACCUGAAAUGCAAGGAAACAUUUCACAUGUACUGGAGUUUAUGAACAUUUCUACGCGUAUAAACUACGUUGGUUUGGUUCUGACGGUAACCAGUUGCGCAUUUUUAUUUUUUACUCUAUUCGUUGGCAUUGCAGCGAAUGUGUUCGUGGCAUGGGCUGUGCAUAACCAAAAGUCCUUACAAACGUCCAACAAUGCAUUGUUGGUAAAUCUCGCAGUGAUAGACUUUUUACGUUGCGUUAUCGACUGCCCGUUAAUUUUAGUCAUUUUUCUAAAUGGAGACACUACUGAUCAAGUUGGAUUUUCAUUGUGCAACGCACAGUUUGCUUCGUUCUCCAUCACCUGUUGUGUCCAGCUGCUUACUUUGGCUAGUAUCAGCGCUGAGAGAUACCAAGCCAUAGCACACCCAUUCGAAACAACUGAACGGCGUAAACGGGUUAUGAUAUGGAUUCCUUCAACUUGGACAGUGGCAAUUCUUUUAUCUAUUCUUUGCUUACUGUUUGUGAAGGACUCUUCAGUGUACGUAAAGUGCAAGGGAAUGGACAUAAAAGAACUCCCGUCGUACGACACAUUUGGAAUGUAUAUUUUAAUGCCACUGUGGACUGCUUGUCUGGCAGUCAUCGUUGGAUUCUAUGCUCGCAUCUUUAUACUAGUAAAAGCCCAUAGAAGAAAAAUAUUUGACAAAGGUAUAGUGCGGACUCUUGAUGACACCAAUGGCAACGCGAAGAGCACUAAGGUAACUAAUGAAAGCACGAUAAAGGAAAUUAUUAAUAUCGUACCAGAAGUCACUGUCAAGACGGAUUUUACUUAUCGUGCGCAAGAGGAACCUGCUUCUACGGACAACAUAUUACCGUGUGAAAACAAUACUGUGUCCGCGCCAUUUCACACAACCGACCAUGAUUUAACAUUGGACAGACAUCAUACAGAAACAAAAGACUCCUCUAGAGUUUUCACCGAAAACAGUGACUCGACAAAGCGUGUUUCUUCUUCGCAGACCAGAGCACUCGUGGUGAUAGACCUUGAGAAGCGCGAGGACGACUGCGGACUCCAACCGCAGCCUUUGAAUACCGUAUCCGAGUCAGCGACGUUGCAGUCUGCUGGAGAAAAACAAACAGACACCCAAACAACCAUUCCGCCGGAACCUGAGAAUCAAGGUGAUAUAGCAGGUGCUGUCUGCAUGAUGCCAUCCCACUUUAACUCAGACAGGGCUAAGAAAAAUAAAGAGGGCAAAUUGGCAAAACGCUCCGGUUACAUCAUUCUUACUUUCCUGUUAUUUUGGACACCAUUCAUCGCGACAGUCCUUGCAAAUUACUUUAUCAACUUCAUCAAAUACACAAGUAUGGAAAUUGAAUUGGAGUUGGAAAUACUGAGUGUCUCCUUGGUCUGCAUGACAUCUGUCACCAAUCCAAUAAUUUAUGCUGUUGUAAACCCGCAAUUUCGAACGGAAUUUUACAGCCUAAGAUCUAAAUUUAAAUCAAUUUGUAUGACAUGAAAUAUGAAAGAAAAAAGUUUGUUUGUAGGAUUAACUAUGUACAUAUUUGCUUGCCUAAUUCGUUUUGACCUCUCUUUCUGAAGAAAAUUUAAAUAUAAUUUUAGUUUGAAAUGGUUUUCAAAUAAGAGAAUGGUGGUUGUGAUGGUGGUGAAGGCUAUGGUGCCUAUAGAUCUGCCUAUAGUGCCUAUAAUAAUGUGCUUCUAUUGGUUUUGUAUAAUGUAUGUUACCACAUUGAUCCACCUUCCACUUUAGUGGUACACUAAAACAUAAACUAUUGUUUUUCAUCUUGUGUAUCAAAUAUUUUGCAUCAAAUGUAACAAAGGGAUUACUUGUGUUUUUAUUUCUUAUUUAAAAAGACCAGUAAAACCCAGAUCUAAUUGGAGAGGGCAAGUAGAUUAAAUACCAUACCCUGGCAGUCCAAUGGAAAAUGCGACAUACUGGCCAGGCUAUCUUGAUUUGGUUCUGGUGUAUCCCCGCACCUUUCAAAGUGGUGAUUAGAGCCAGGGGACUUCACAGUUCUGGAGGUCUCUCGAGAUUUCAAAUGCCAAGCAAGCGGCACAGCUCUUAUAGAUUACACUCAGAUUGCAAUGCAAACCUGCAACGCCAUUUACUGAACACAGGAAAUAAUAAGGAUGGCACAAAGUAGUUUGGAAAUAGUGGUGGUGGAUUGUUAUAACUCAAUAGUAAUCCUUGAGUGAUGUAUCUCAUUGAAGAAAGAAUCCAUAAUAAUGAUCAAUGAUACGGUAGGAGAAGAGGAGUUUAUAUUUUUACUGAGUGGACUAUAUUAAAGAAACUUUAUGUAAAUGUGUUUGUUUACAAUGAUAAGGCAACGUUGUUUUACUUUAGCUCUGUAUGUAACAUUGCAACUUGUAACAGCAAAGUAAUUAAAAGUGGUGGGGGGGGGGGGGGGGGGGGGGGGGUCGGCAGAAUUAAAGUUAUGCCUGUGUAUAGUCUUCAUGACCCUAGCCCACAGAAGCCUUCUGAAAUAACAAUACCGUUUCUUUGUUGGAUGAACUGAAUAAAUGGACCGUCAGACAGAGUGAUUGUACCCACAUUUCAUGUAGUGCACUGUAUUAAAGUAAAUAUGAACGAACCCAAUCACCUGCAAAGAGUGCUAAAACCAUCAUCAGGUUUCUCAGGGCUAUUAUGUAAUAACGCUGUUGA